Molecule: messenger RNA, 756 nt
Organism: Neurospora hispaniola
Lineage: Eukaryota; Fungi; Ascomycota; Sordariomycetes; Sordariales; Sordariaceae
Exons: 3
Coding region: 1-756 (251 amino acids)
Biological process (GO): U4 snRNA 3'-end processing; rRNA catabolic process; nuclear mRNA surveillance
Cellular component (GO): cytoplasmic exosome (RNase complex); nucleolus; nuclear exosome (RNase complex)
Source: RefSeq, a predicted model, not a curated record
AUGGUCACCGUGGCACCUGAAGCGUCUCUCAACGCCCUGCCCCGGGCGGAUGGAUCGGCCAGAUACUCAUAUGCUGGGUACACGGUCACGGCCUCUGUUAAUGGACCCAUCGAGGCUCAGCGUCGGGACGAACAUGCUUACGAGGCUCACGUUGAUGUAAUCGUACGACCCUCUGCGGGGGUAGGAGGAACACGAGAGCGCCAUCUGGAAUCAAUUUUGCAGUCCUCUCUUUCUCAAAUCAUCCUUGUCAAGAACUUUCCCCGUUCCGUCAUCCAAAUUGUUCUUCAAGUUGAGAGCACGCCUGAAAAUGCUUACGUCAACACAAAACUGGUCCAGGCCAGUUUGAACCUCCCCAUCAUACCGGCCUUGUUCCAGACUGCCGUUCUUGCUCUUCUAUCGGCUGCUGUGCCAAUGAAGGCAACCGCUACAUCCACAGUCGUGGCGGUGGUAUCCGACGACGGUUCGAAGAAGAUCGUGGCUGAUCCCUCCCCCAAGGAUAUCAGAGAGGCAACCUCGCUACACGUCCUUGCUUUUACCUCGCACGAUGAACUUCUUCUUUCAGAAAGCGAAGGCGACUUCACCGUCAAGGAAUGGGAUGGCGUUUACGAAAAUGCCCAAAAGAUUUGCUGUCAGACUGCCUCAAAGCAGGACGGUAUCGAUAUGAUGCUUGACGAUGACGCGUCCAGCCCAGAUAUGGGCCAUUUCCUUCGGUCGACGCUGGAGACCAAAGUAGCAUCCGACCUCCACUGGAAGUGA